Messenger RNA from Manis javanica (Malayan pangolin), 4119 nucleotides. The record is from RefSeq and is a predicted model, not a curated record. NCBI's taxonomy places the organism in Eukaryota, Metazoa, Chordata, Mammalia, Pholidota, Manidae.
AUGUCGGCAGAAGUCCAGGGGACCUUUCUGCAACAGCCAGACAAGGACAAGACGGUGCCUCACCACAUCUCACGCCUCCGGGCUGUGUUUUAGAGCCAGGCCUUCAAGAAUGUCCUGGUGAACGAGAUGGAUAUGAUGCUGUCCCGUGCAGCCACCCUCAUCCAAGCCAACUGGAGAGGCUGCCGGCUCUGGCAGAAGCUGAUCUCUCGGAUGAUGGCAGCAAAGGCCAUCCAGGAGGCCUGGUGAUGCUUCGGCACCACGCACCUUCUUCAGUCUGACAAGGUAGUAGAGAAAAAAGUGACUGUGGAAGAGGGACACAUCCCUUACCACCCCCUACCGCAGGUGCGACUCCAACAUCUAAAAGAGGGCAGGUCUUUUCUGAAUCAGCCCAAUAGCAAGGAGACCCAGGUCCCUUCCUCUGACAGCCUGAAUGCCAGCCCUGGCCUGCUGGCCCUGCUGCAGACCUAGGGCACUCCACAGCCCAGUAUGCAGGCUCCUUGUGCUGCCGGAGGCCCCUUCCUACCGCACUAGUCUGUUGCUGUCAGACUUCCGUAUCCAGUGAGUCUAGAUGCAAAGCGCCAUCCGUGUGUGCUGACGAGAACCACCAUAAGUUCCUGCCCUGUCCAUGGAGAAGGGGUCCCACUGAAGAGCAAGCAAGCAUCUGCUAGAGUCAGCAAGGCAGGAGCCCCAGGGCUGCCACGGGGUGGAAGUUAUGCGCAGGUAGUUCAGGGAUCACUCAAGACCCCGGCCCAGGCCCAUGUGGAGGCAGAGGUCUUCAGAGCCUUGCCCCAGACAUGCCCAGAGCCUGUGAUAGCCAAGAAGCCACCCCAGCCGUGCCCAGAAGCCCUGAUGACCAAGGCCCCAGCCCAGAUGCGACCAACUGCUUCAAUGACCAACACUUCACCCCUGACAGGAUCUGUGGCCAUCAAGAUCCCAACCCAGAUAUACAUAUUGGCCUCAACGAUCAAGGCCCCAAUCCAGAAGUGCCUCACGGCCAUGACAAGCAAGACCCCAUGCAAGACGUGCCCAGUACCUUCCAUGGUUGAGACUAUCUCAGACGCGUCUGGUGGCCCAGAUGACCAAGACCACACUACAGACGUGUCCAGCAGCCUCCAUGGCCAAGAUCCCAUCCCAGACGCUCCCAGGGGCCUGAGCAACAAGACACACCUGGCAGCCAUGGUCACCAAGACUCCGGCCCAGUCUCGCUUUGUGGCUGCCAUCCAGACCCUCCGCCUGUCCACUCCUGCAGCCAGGAAUCUGAAGGCUCCAGCGGUGGCCGCUGGAAUUCCCUGCACUGCACCACACACAUAUCUGAAUGGCCCAAAGCCCAAGGCAUGGGGAGCUCCAAGCAGGCGGCAGGGGGAUCCAGCUGUCAUCCACUCAGGCCUGACUGAGGGAGAAGCCACAUACUGGCCCCCACCACAUCUGGGGACCACGGCUUGCAAAGCUUCACCCAGGCACCCUUUAGAAGUUGAGAAAAUCAAGGCCUUCCCCCAGAAACAGAUGAAAAUAGGGACAGUAUCUAACAACUAUGUGGCCAUGGAAAUGCCCAAAGAUCUAUCCUGGGCAAAGGUGGCUGAGGACAGAGGCCAACCCUUAUUACAGGCACUCCCUCAGGACAGAUGCCAUUAAGUCCAAUCCCAGAUGUAUAGGUCUGUAGAAACAGCUGUGGUCUUGCCACAGGACACAUGCCCGGCCAAGACUCUGCCCCUGCCCCAGUCCCAGCUGGUCCCAUAUUCAACCUCAACCUCAUCCCAGGGACAUCUGCUCACUGAGCUGUCUGCAUCCCUGCUCCGGGCAUAUCUGGGCACAUGUCUGGCCACAGCCCUGCCCCAGGAACAAGUGGGCACAUGCUUGAGCACCUCACCACAGGGGCAGCUGCUGCCUAAGCUGACUGCUGCCCUGCCAAAGACACCUCUGGGCACGCAUCUGUCUAAGGCCCCAUCCCAGGCACAUUCACCCAUAAAACUGUCUAGUGCUCUCUCCCAGGGACAUCCACCUGCCGAGCUCACCACAACCCUGAGCCAGUCACACUUGGGCAAAUGUCUGUCCAACAUCCUGUUGCAGGCACAUCUGCCUGCCGGGCUGACCAAGGCGCAGUCCCCAGGCCCAGCUUGCCUCACAAACAGCCAUGUGCCUCUAUGCAGCUAUAAGACCCAGUCCCAGCCACUCCUGGUGGGGGUUCAAGGCCCCCACCCCGACCUGCCAGCACAUCGGCACCCUCGGCACUCUGCCCUGAGUGGAUCUGGAGGACAGACUGACCCAGCUCCCGCCUCACACCUAUGCACAGGGCUGAAUUGCUCAGGGCCCGUCCCAGGGGCCUCGGAGACUCAGAGCACGUGGGUGCCUCCAGUGGUGUCUGUCGGACAUACCAAACUCGAUGCCAAAUUCUGGGGUGACACUGGGGCCACCCAGGUGCAGCCGUUGACAGCUAGCCCUACCAUACCCCGUCAGGAGGAGCUGGCAGCCUCCCAGCUUGCCUCUCUGGGUGCUGGGCUAGCCUCUGAGCUGGGCAUCCAGGAGGGCCUCUGUGCCCUGCUUGCGAAAGCCCUCUCCCAGAGUAUGGGUUCAGUGCAGGCAGCCCUGAACCAGGCCCUGUCCAAGAAAGUCCUGGGUGCCAUAGUGGCCAAGGCCCUGGCCCAGGGCACGCUGGGCCCAGCACUGAUGAAGGUGCUAUCUUGGGAGGAGACGGGCAUGGCCCUGUCCUGUAACUCACCCCCGAGUGAACUGCAGGCUGAACUCACUAAGGCCAAGCAGGGCAGAUUGGCAGACAUGCUCAGCAAGGCCCUGGAGGAGGAGGAGUGGGCCGCACUGAGCCAGGCUCUGUCAGGUGAGCUGGGCGCUGGCCUGAGCCAGUCUUUGUCUCAGAGAGCCUCACAGUUGAGCCAGGCCCUUGGGGUGCUGCUUGAGGCCACAGACAGCCAAGCUGUGAAGAAAACAGGGGACCUGGACGAGGCUCUGUGCCAGGUGUCCACAUCCAGUCAGGAGUCCAAGCUGGGAGUCACUGCUGGGGUCCAGGAUUUCCUGCGUGCUGUGGUUUCUGUAGACGGUUACAGGCCACCCCUGACUCCCACUGUACAACAGGGUCUUUCAAAUGCUGGCAGCCGAGCCUGGAACUCUGAAGUCCCCAGGGUAGCAGCUGGGCCCAUGAACAGCAUUGUGGCCCCCUGGGGGGCAUGGGAGCCCGCCAGGGUCACUGAGACACUGGACGCUGUGAGCAGGAGGACAGCGGUGGAUCCCAGACAGUCGAGAAAGCUGGGGGCAUCGAUAUUGAUACGGGCUGUGGAGAGGAUAACCAUCCAGGCUGUGGUCACCAUCCAGGCCUAUGCAUGUGGCUACCUGGUGCCCCAUACCAUCAAGGUGUGGCACCAUGGGGCCAUUAUCAUCCAGGCUGCCUGGCGUGGCUACUGGGCACGGCAGGAUCUGGCCUGGCAUUCCAGAGCUGCCACGUUCAUCCAGGAUACCUGGCGAGGUUUCUGCAUCUGCCGGGACCACACCCAGCCAACCCUGCCUGAGGGCAUGUGGGCCGAGAUGGGCAGCAGGGCCAGGUCAACAUCUAACCACCGCUGCUUUCAAUCCUGCUGGCCUCGGGUCUGCAUCCUCUGCCAAUCACUGAGUCUUAGGCCGGGAAGCCCACCAAGUGUGCUGAUGCUUGUGGGUUCCAGCCCACGCUUGUGCCACGUGUGUGGCCUCACCCUGCCCACGCGGGUGGUGCAUGGCAUGGGCCAGGGUGCUGCAGGCCGGGUGGGUGGGCUAUGGGGCUGCACCAACCAGCCGAACGCCUGGUGCCCCCAGCAGCCCCAUCGCCAAAUCAGGGCAGCCACAACCAUACAGUCCACCUGGAGGGGCUUCACUGUACGCCACUGGAUGAGGCAGCAGCAGGUAGCAGCCAAGACAAUUCAAGCCACCUGGCGCGGCCACCACACCCGUGCCUGCCUCACUACAGAUGCGCUCUUGGACUGGAACAAGCCACAGCGCACCCAGUGACCUUGGCUGACUGGUGGGGGGUACAUCAGGGAAGGGGUCAUGCGGCUCUCUGGGUCUAAUGAAUAAAGCCCUCCACAGCCUGGAUCUUGGUCCACCUGUGUUCAUGGAAGCAUCUUGGGCAUGGUGGGGGUG